AUGUGCAUCGUGCAGAAGGGAAUCGGUGGCAAGUGCCAGAUCCGAGUUGCCAAUGCUGGUGACAGUCGCAUCCUUCUCGGCCGGCGAGAUGGCAGAAUAGUAGACGGUGGAGGAACUGACCAAGGCCUGACCACCGACCACAAGCCUUGCCACCCUGCAGAGCGCCAGCGAAUCUAUCGCUGUGGCGGCACUGUCGAGAAGGCAGCCGGUGGCGUUGCACGGGUGAACGGCGAACUGGCGGUUUCCCGCGGAUUCGGAGACGCGGAGUUCAAGAAGACAGGAGGCCCAGGUCCUGAAGAUCGACCAGUGACCUGCAAUCCUGAGUUCGCUCGCUUUGAUUGCGAUGAUUCCCACUUUCUCCUGCUGGUUUGUGACGGGAUUUCGGAGGGAGACUUCCCGAACCCUGAUGUUAUCAGGCAUGCUGCUGCAACUCUCCGGGGCAAGGACGAUCCAGGAAAGGUUGCAGAAGCGGUAUGUGUCAAAGCUUUGGAGUCGCAUUCCAAAGACAACCUGUCGUGCAUGUGUGUCCUGCUCAAAGGUUCCGACAAUCAUCGGGACCUAACUGUCUUUCGUCCCGGGCCCAUUUACCGCCCACAUCACAAAGGCUUUAUGGAGGCUUAUGAAGCCAUGGCCAAAAAGGCCGGCCUGACGCUGGCACAGGCAGCGGAGAUGAGGUACGAGAUGCUGCUUGAGGAGCUAAGCAAACCAGAGGUGGGCGGAGCCAAGCUGGAGGCGCUGAAAGAGGAGAAGAUGAAGCUCGGGUCUCCCGCAGGCAGCAAAGGAAGUCCAGAGCGAGCGGCCUGGUGGAGAUCUUGGGAGCAGAAGCUUCCAGACUCGCAGAACAGCGAGGAAGAUGGUGAUGGAGCUGAUCCGGAUGCAAUGCUGAUGAGGAUGCUGAUGUCGCGAUUCGGUGGGCAAGAUCCCAGCCUUCUGGUGGGCAGUAUGAUCGGAUCCCCAGCGGCGACGGAUGCAGAGGACGGGAAGGACGGACGACAAGUUCGGGUGCCAGAGCUUCGAGCACUGCAGCGAGCUGUGGAGCAACACCCCGCCCUCCAGUGGGAUGAUCGGUUGAGAACGCUCGCCGGUCAAGAGGGGAUUGUUGCAAAAGAUGAUCCUUCUGAUGGGACGUCUUCGGUGCGGUUUCCGCCGCCAAUAGGCCUCUGGACGCACAUCGUCCAUUGCUACCUCGUCUGGGCCAGCGUCCUGCACUUGGGUCCAACAUUGGCCGCGGAGGGUCUCCUGCCGGAUCGAAAAGAUGGACACCUUCAGCACGCAGAGCCUGCUCUGAAGCUCAGCUUUUGCUGCAGGGACUCCGCGCCUUUUGCCUCUCAGAUAGAAGCGGGCUCGGCAGCCAUGGAAGAGAGCCCGAAUCCAAUCUCACUGGACGUGGCGGAGUCACUGGACAUGCCCACGCAGCUGGAUCCUGCCACGCCUCCGUCGCAGGCUCUGACAGAGACCUUGCGGGAGGAGGAUCCCUACCUGAUGUCGCCCAGCGCAUCCAUGAAGAGUUCUGCCAAGAGUCCGUCGGAGAUCGCCGACCUGAGUUGGAGCAGGCAUCAGACCCGGAAGCUCUUCCGGCCUCGCUGGACAACGUCGCACUCGGACAGCCGCUCCCGGAGUUCUCGGACGAUGUCCCAGCAGAGGGUCCUGUCGCUCUAUGUCAUGGGGUUGCAAUACGGCAACUAUCGUCUUCACGAGGGGGGUCAGCUUCUCCACACAUUCUCGGAUGGGUUCUGGUCUCCUGUGCUAGAACGGCUGCUUCAAGGCAUCAUUGAGAAGUUCCAUAGAGAAAAAAAGAAGCAUCAGUCGAUGUUGCAGUGGGCAGCCGAAAGUGGUCUCGUCAUGCCAAGUACACGUCGCAGCAGCACUGCAGUCAUGGAGCUGCCGUUGGAGUCCCGGCAUCUUCCCUCGGGGUUGCCUGAUCCAGAAGAACCUCGUGCCUUGAGAGCAGAGGCCAAGAAGAAGCCCGCCACUGUGCUGCGCCGGCCCAGCGGCACACGCGGUGCCUGCAGCUGUGUUGGGAACAGGCAAGCCGGAAGAGCGUUGGCAGCGUUGGACUCGCUUGAAUCGAAGCGGAGAUAUCGAUGUGGACGCAUGGCAGCGACUACACCGCAUCUGCUUUUCUGA
Molecule: messenger RNA, 2127 nt
Organism: Symbiodinium necroappetens
Lineage: Eukaryota; Dinophyceae; Suessiales; Symbiodiniaceae
Source: the annotation of a GenBank genome assembly